Messenger RNA from Drosophila hydei, 1084 nucleotides. RefSeq lists its product as uncharacterized. The record is from RefSeq and is a predicted model, not a curated record. NCBI's taxonomy places the organism in Eukaryota, Metazoa, Arthropoda, Insecta, Diptera, Drosophilidae. The transcript has a single exon. The coding region runs from base 334 to 591 and encodes 85 amino acids.
UUUUUCGAAAUUAGUUCUAGUGAGUCUGUGAAAGUGUGAGCGACUAUCGGACGACGGCGACGACCACAACGACGAGGAGCAGAAACAACUUUACUUUGAGUUUUGUUUCGUGCACACGCGCGUUCACCAAGCAACCCACACACUCAGCGAGCGGAUCAACUGCUGCAAGACUUUGAAUCCAACUGGGCAAAGGCUAUAUUCACUUUGCACAUAUAAACAGCAACGUCAACAAGUGGGCAACUGUCAAGCCAAUAUAUCAAAACCACAUCGUAGUUCAACCGUCACCCCUUCGUCCGUCGCUGAUCAAUAAGUCGAUUCUAGAACACGUGCAAGAUGUCGCAUCAGUGCAGCUGCGGUCGCGAUCUAAACAACAAUUACGUGUCCUAUACGAACGCCUACGCCAAUGCAAAUACAGGCCUGGAUCGGGAGGCCAACGCAAAUGCCAGCAGCAAAUCCAAUGCCGCGCACCACACACAGCUGACGGCCAAGGUGAUGUUCGGCACAGUGGGCGCCAUCAAGGAGCUGCGCGACAAGGAGCAACAACAACAGUCCAGGCAUGCGGCCACCCGUGCCGGCGACCGACGUCAAUAAUAGUGGUUGGGCGGUUGGUUGGUUGGGCGUGGCUUACAGGCAGGAUGAAUCGACGAGUGCUGUGCGCUGACAAAUUUGAAAUUUAGUUGCGACACACAGCCAAGCCGGGGCCAGAUUCGGAAACUCUGCUAAGGAUUCUGAUAGCCCAAGGGCCGGGGGGUCAUGUUAGAGGCUUAAAAGUGUUUAAGGAACAAUGCAAUUGUUAAGGCAAGUGUGCGAAGAGAGUUGGAUUCACAUUCCGUUUUGUAAAAUCUGAUCUAUUUACCCAAUCACAUUAUCAAAACUCUAUAGAGAACAGCCCAGGCAGUCCUCUUCUGCACAGUCUAAGUUCUUAUACACUUCAUCUAUCUAUCUCUCUCUCUCUCUGUCUCUCUAUCUCUAUUUCUAACUUGUUCUUUUAUGUUCCUGAUUCGCAAAUAUUUCUCUAUAGAUUUUCACCUAUUUCCUUAGCGUGUCCCUUUCCCAGUUACAAGAAGUUUUUUUAUUGCUUUGG